UUUAUUAAGCUUAAAUAUUAUAAAAUGUCUGUGAUAUUUAAUUUAUUCAACUCAAUUGCAUUUGAAAGAACUGCAAGUAAAAUUGUUGAAACAUUUUUUGACUCCAUAGUAGCAUCAGUUGUUAAGGCUUUGUACCGCUCCAGUGGCGAGUCUCUUCAGAGCAUAACUCGUCUGACACAUCUGCCCUCUAAACAGGUUUUACAAGCUUUAGUCUCACUGAUACAACACAAUCUGGCAUCAUUUGAAUAUACACCCCAGCGGCAAGUUCAUUACCGCCUGAACAAGGCCAACAUUUUCUACUUGCUUAGAAAGAACAAAUACAUCCACCAUGUACGGGAGAAGCUGGGAGUGGCAGCAGAGCUUGUGGUGGAGCGGGUGUUGGAGGAAGGGAGCAUCACUGCAUCACAGGUCAUAGUGUGCACCACAUGCAAGCUCCUCAUGACUGACUUAUCCUCUGCUGUUGAUAGGGCUAACCAGAACCCUGGUGAUCGCCACAUCAUUGUUCGUGAUGCGCUGCGGCAACUCAUAGAGCUGGGCUACCUGGAGCGCUGUGCAUCUCCUUCGUCGCCCGCUCCUCCGUGCUGUCCGCUACUUGUUAAGCCUUCCAGCGAUGACAAGCACAGGUUUCUCCCCGAUGAUCAUUUGAAUCUUCAGUUGAUAGCUCAAGCUGUUACUGAAAAUGUUGAGACAUCUUCUAGUUCAUCAGGAGCCAUACUUCCCGAUGCCUCUUCUUUUCCUGACGGGAAGAUAUAUUGGAGACUUAAUUAUGAUGCUUUCCAUCUUCAGUGGAGAGACACGCUACUAGUAACGAGUGUAGAGAAGAACGUGGGUGCAGAAGUGGGUCUGGUGUUCAGAGGCCUGCUGCAGGUUGCCUAUAGCACCGUAGAGGACAAAUGGCAGUCCGGCGUCUACACCACUGCAGCGCACGUCAAACACGCCCUCAACAGCGCGCCUCACCUCGAACAUUGUCUCCAGCUUCUAGGUGAAGGCGAGAGCGGUGGUUGCGUGCGGCGCAUCGGUGUGGGCGGCGGAGGAGGCGAAUACCAGAUCGAGGUCGCGCAGCUGGUGGCUCACAUCACCGCAGAGUUCCUCGCUAAGAGAAUAAAGGAAAUGUUUGGGUCCAAAGCCGCCAGAGUGUUCAGAUUAGUGAUGAGGAAUCACAUAGUGAGUGCCGACAUGAUAGCAUCUGCCUGUUUACUGGACAAGAAGGAAGCUGACCAAGUGAGCAACAUGCUCUUCCUCAACCAGAUCCUCCUCGUGCACGACCUCAGGAAGGCCUCCAUGCCCUCAUCUCACACGCCCGAGCUUCUCUUCUUCAAAGUCAAUUUUCUUGAGGUAGUGCGGCUGACGGCAUCGCAGUGCUUCACUGAACUGUACAACCUGCUGCGCAAGCGCGAGCUGCUCACUGAGAAGAACCGUAGCCUCAUGGAGAAGAAGACGCGCGUUGAUGCCAUCGUCGACAACAUCGUCAAGUCUGGGGCCACGCAGGAACAGAUUCAAGAUAUCGAAGAAAUGUUGACUGACGCCGAGCGCACUGCUGUGACCAAGUGGCUGAAGCAGCAGGACCAGAUAUUGACGGUCGUGAGCGGCAUUACUGAUGACAUCUUCUUGUUCGAGCUUUUCUCCCGCUACUACUGCCAUGUUGACGAUCUCAGCGUGGGACGAAGUGCCGCGUGAUCAUCG
Messenger RNA from Hyalella azteca, 1683 nucleotides. It is a transcript of the gene Polr3C, whose product is annotated as DNA-directed RNA polymerase III subunit RPC3. The transcript has 10 exons. Gene Ontology annotation, molecular function: single-stranded DNA binding. Gene Ontology annotation, cellular component: RNA polymerase III complex. Lineage: Eukaryota; Metazoa; Arthropoda; Malacostraca; Amphipoda; Hyalellidae. The coding region runs from base 25 to 1677 and encodes 550 amino acids. The record is from RefSeq and is a predicted model, not a curated record.